AUGGAGGUUGGAGCUCUGCGCUGCGGCUGCCCGCUUUCAGUGCCGCUGCCCCCGUGGGGCUGCCCCUGCGUUCCGCACGAUUCCGCACCCUUCGCUUCUUCCUCCUCCUCUUCCUCACCCCACCGCUCAGUGCCCUUCUGGAGGCCGUGGGCGCCCGGCCCCGCCGCGGCGCGCAGUCCCCGCGGGCUGGCCGAGGCCUCUGGAAAGCCGGCUCAAUACGCGCACCCUGUGAGACUGUUUUGGCCCAAAUCAAGGUGCUAUGAUUACUUGUAUCAGGAAGCUGAGGCACUUCUGAAAAACUUUCCUGUUCAAGCUACGAUUUCUUUUUAUGAAGACUCAGACAGUGAGGAGGAUGAAGGUGAACUGGAGCAACAUGCAAGAACAGAAUCACAUUGCUGAUGGCAAG
Molecule: messenger RNA, 406 nt
Organism: Centrocercus urophasianus (Greater sage-grouse)
Lineage: Eukaryota; Metazoa; Chordata; Aves; Galliformes; Phasianidae
Gene: RIPPLY2
Product: ripply transcriptional repressor 2
Exons: 3
Coding region: 1-399 (132 amino acids)
Biological process (GO): embryonic pattern specification; negative regulation of transcription by RNA polymerase II
Cellular component (GO): nucleus
Source: RefSeq, a predicted model, not a curated record